Messenger RNA from Paramisgurnus dabryanus, 570 nucleotides. It is a transcript of the gene hes2.1, whose product is annotated as hes family bHLH transcription factor 2, tandem duplicate 1. Lineage: Eukaryota; Metazoa; Chordata; Actinopteri; Cypriniformes; Cobitidae. Gene Ontology annotation, molecular function: protein dimerization activity. The record is from RefSeq and is a predicted model, not a curated record.
AUGACUCCCAACCUCAUCACCGAUGCUCAGUCUCACAUAUUCUCCUCUCGAAUGACUGUAGCUCAGAAAAAAGAGGCACAUGAAUUAAGAAAGACUCUCAAGCCACUGAUGGAAAAGAGAAGACGUGCUCGAAUAAAUGAGAGUCUCAAUCACCUAAAAACACUCAUUCUGCCACUGGUCGGCAAAAAUGCUUCACGCUAUUCGAAGCUAGAGAAAGCUGAUAUUCUGGAAAUGACAGUCCGCUUCCUUCGAGAUUUGCCUUCGUCAUUCACUAAAGGUCAAACAGACAGCUAUAAAGAGGGUUACAAAGCAUGUUUCCAGCGCGUCUCUGCGCUGCCGCCGCAGUCCGGCCUGGACGCAGAAACCCGUCAGCGCGUCACUGAAUUCAUCCAGCACUCGAUGGUGCCUGCGACAUCAACUUGCCAUAACUGCUGUGCUCAUAACUCCAGCACGAUUUCACAGAUGCACCAGAAAAUCUUGAGCUUGAGAAACAACAGCGGUAGCGCAUCAGCAUCCAGUCAACCCCAACCUGCGACACUGGCACCUGUGGACAUGUGGAGACCCUGGUGA